Molecule: messenger RNA, 953 nt
Organism: Oryza sativa Japonica Group (Japanese rice)
Lineage: Eukaryota; Viridiplantae; Streptophyta; Magnoliopsida; Poales; Poaceae
Product: alpha-amylase/trypsin inhibitor
Biological process (GO): defense response
Cellular component (GO): extracellular region
Source: RefSeq, a predicted model, not a curated record
UCGAUCGAUCAGUCACCACAACCACGCACUCCACUACAGGCUAACACAAUGGCAGCUCCCGCCAUCCUCCGCCUCCUCCCUCUUCUCCUCCUCGCCGCCGCCGCGAACGCCGCCACGUUCACCAUCACCAACAAGUGCCAGAUCACCGUGUGGGCGGCAGCCGUGCCGUCCGGCGGCGGGCAGCAGCUGGACCCGGGGCAGCAGUGGGUGAUCGACGUGCCGGCCGGCACGACGGGCGGGCGCGUGUGGGCGCGCACGGGCUGCAGCUUCGACGGCAGCGGCAACGGGCGGUGCCAGACGGGCGACUGCGGCGGCGUGCUGCGGUGCGCGGCGUACGGGCAGCCGCCCAACACGCUGGCGGAGUUCGCGCUGAACCAGUUCAGCAACCUCGACUUCUUCGACAUCUCCCUCAUCGACGGAUUCAACGUGCCCAUGGACUUCCUCCCCGCCGGCGACGGCGCCGGGUGCGCCAAGGGCGGGCCGCGGUGCGAGGCGGACGUGGCGGGGCAGUGCCCGAGCGAGCUGAGGGCGCCCGGCGGGUGCAACAACGCGUGCACGGUGUUCAAGCAGGACCAGUACUGCUGCACCGGCUCGGCGGCGAACAACUGCGGCCCGACCAACUACUCGCAGUUCUUCAAGGGGCUCUGCCCGGACGCCUACAGCUACCCCAAGGACGACCAGACGAGCACCUUCACUUGCCCGGCCGGCACCAACUACCAGGUCGUCUUCUGCCCAUGAGGGACGAUGACUUGUUAGCUGGCAUCUGAUCGAUGUGAUCUUGGUUAGAUGUAUACACAAUAAACAAGCAUGCAUACUUUUUAUGCGAGUUUGUAUCAGAAUCAUGAAGAGAAAAGUUACUCUGUAAUAAAGUAAACCAUUCAAAACUGAAGUGGUUUUUCACUUGUAGUUUGGUUAAUUACACAGGCAUGAACGAAUCCGUUCAAAUUCUAUUA